CUUUUUUUCACUACUCUCACAGGCAUUCAAUUUGGCCAGUCAAGCAUCCCUUUCAGAGAGCCCAGAGGUCUUCAGGCCAUGAAUCUACAUUCAUUCUUGAAAGUCGCUUCACUGCUUGAUACUUCCAGCUUCCGACGACCACCUAAAACUGACUAUUCCUCACUUCGAAUUCUUCCCGUGUUAUAGCUCACGCGUCAUCCUUUCUCCGCCGAUGCAGUUCUCGUCUUCUAUGAGCCGCAGCGUCAUCGCUGCUGUGGGACGACUUUGCACCACAUGAGUCGGCAAGUACCAACGGAAAACCCCGGAUUUGAAGAACGGAGAGGCGUCAUUUGGAUUCUCGCAAGCCGUAGUAACGGGCCGAUGACGUCCUCGCAUCCGGCCAUCGAAGGGCGCACAAGGAUAUGAGUCAGCGAGAUGGCCAUAAUCGCGCCCCCACUUUCCACGACUCCCUCAUGCCCACUCUCCAAUCAGGCAAAGUCCUCGUCUCUGGCGCCAAUGGAUACAUCGCAGUGUGGGUGGUGCGCUUCUUCCUCGAAGAGGGCUAUUCCGUGCGCGGGACGGUGCGUUCAGCGGACAAAGGCACGCAUCUUGUCGAGCUCUUCAAGUCAUACGGCGACAAGCUCGAGGUGGUUGUCGUGCCGGAUAUCACGGCGGACGGCGCGUUUGACGAGGCCGUUAAAGGCGUCGAUGCGAUCGCGCACACUGCUUCCCCGUUCCAUUUCCAGGUCCACGAACCAUCGGAGCUCAUCGGGCCCGCUGUCAAUGGCACUUUGGGGAUACUGAAGAGCGCCUUGAAAUGCGGCGAGAACGUCCGCCGCGUAGUGGUGACUGCUUCGACUGCCACGGUCCUCACGGCCAACCUGCCGACGCAGACGGUAUUCAGUGAGAAGGACUGGAACGAACGGGCAAUAGAGCAGGUAGAGAAGUUGGGUGUCGAAGCCAGUGCUGGUGACAAGUACUGUGCCAGCAAGACUCUCGCUGAGCGUGCUGCCUGGAACUUCAUGAAGGAGCACCCGGAGGCCAAGUUCGACCUCACGGUGCUCAAUCCCCCGCUUGUCUUGGGUCCUGAUAUCCAGGGUGUCUCGUCUCCAUCCGAGCUCAACACAUCCUCGAAGGCGAUGUACCGCGGCCUCACCGACCCCGCAGCACUUGUCGACGGCGCUCCGUUCAUCGACGUGCGCGACAUUGCGCUGGCCCAUGUUCGCGCGGUGCAGCGAGAAGAGGCUGGCGGGGAAAGGAUCAUUGUCGUCGCGGACAAGCCCUACACGUGGCAAGACUGCCUCGAUGCACUGCCGGCGGCGGCCGUGGCUUCUGGAAAGUACCAGAAGGGACAGCCCGGGACCGGCAAAGACGUCCCCCAGAACAUAUUGUACGACAACUCGAAGGGGAAACGGAUCCUCGGCAUCAAGUACCACUCGCUGGAGGAGAUGACCGCUGCCACGGUAGAGCAACAGACAGUGUUCACUGCCUCAGAGAAUAGAACCACUGAUGAAUAUCCUUUCAGUGGUGAGCAGAGCCGUGAGUUGUUUUAUGCCCGGUACGGAUCCGCAAAGUGUCCGCAUUUCGAUUGCUCGCGCCAGGGAGAUCCGCGGGUGCCAACUCGAAUAACGGAUAACGAUCUAGCAUCCAUGCCAAAAGAACUGGACAGCUUGUACAGCCUUCCCGAGAUGGCUUCUGAAGUUUUGCCUUUAAAGGGGACUGACGAAGGCUGUCCGUUGACAGGCGUCCUCUCUCUUAUGUCGUCUCUCACCGAGCUCGACGAGUCAUCGGUUGUGUGGGGCAGUCGGGUGUUGAUUUCGGCAGCAGUGGUCUUCUUCAACGACUUCCUGUUGACGCUGCCGCAAGAAGUGCGGUUCUACAGAGAGCGCAGCAAUCGGCGCGUAGGCGGGACGGUCUUUUUCAUCCUGCUGCGAUACAUUCCUGUGCUGUAUCACCUGGCGGUGAUAAUACCGAUAUGCCGUGAUGUUUGGACCGUGCAGGUGUGUCGCGUCUGCUUCUUGCGCCUGGAGAUAGUUCUGAAUUUGACAAAGACGUGUGCGAUCUGGGAUUCAAUCAGCCUUGGCUUCGAUUCCGCCUUCCAGAUGAUUUAUGUUUGUAUCGUCUCUUGGAGAAUUUUUAUCCUCACUGGCAGACCGAUUGGAGCGCUCGCCCUCGCCAUGGGUCUCUUGCCUUCGAUCAUCAACGUGGCUCUCCCAAACCCGUCGGCGUUCCCUCAGUGCCGGGCAAUAAACCCCUCUGAUACGUCGAGAAUCAUCCUGUUUGUACCUUGCUUACGGGCGACAUUCGACGCUUUCACGACGAUCGUGUUGCUCUUCACCUUCUGGAAGCACUCGCGUGCGAUUCGGGGCUUGCGGGGCUUGAGCACUGGAGGGCUCGUCGGGUACAUGAUGGAAGAAGGCGAGUGCCCCACCGUUAGCCCGAACACGAUCCCUUCGGCGCGCAAUCACGCGAGGAACUUCAUCACGCCAUACGUUGAUGCACUGACACCUCUGCUGGCGACGCGUUUCAUCCUUGAGCUGGCCGAGCGCGGCCAGGAGCCCGCAGACACGAGGAUGAGUAUUGUGUCCCGCACGUACUUUGAACGUUACGGCUCCGAGAGAAACACAAAGGGAUUGCAUCCGGCGGAUGGAGAGGAGGACUCGGGCAAGGACUUUGGAGUGGCGACUAUACGACCGGGGGAUAGCGCAGUCCAUUUGCCGGAUGUAUCGUCGUAUCGGGGAUCCGAGCUGUCGCGCUCGACCACCAUACAAAGUGGAGUGGCCUAGAACGCUGGCGAAGUUAUUAAUAGUAUUUCCCCACUAUCUCUUUUACUCGUCUCGCUCUUGUGGUUACUGCCCUGGUAGUCGGCGCCAACGCUGCUGCAGUCGAGAACCGCAUGGGGAAAUGUGUCUGGAACGAGGUUGAACAGGCCUGGAUUUGCUAGACAGUCAGGAUAUUCCCAAGUCGAAGUCGAUUCUUCACCGCAGUCCACGGUCAUACAAUAAUUGUACUUCUGCUGUCAUCAAUUUUGCGAUGCCGUCUCUGCCCACUCGUCUGUCGUGUACUCCGUGUCCAUCGUAUAUGCUGCAUGACGGGGACCCAACGUCGAGAUGACAGGCAAGUCGGUUUCCCUUGCCCCCGACGAGGAUCGGGUGGCGAGCGAAUGGCGGCCUGGCCAGCGCUGGGACUGAUCCCGUCGACGGCCGGAUUCGUGCAGAUUGAACAUCAGUCGGGAGAUCAUCACGGGAGCCAUAGCCCUAGGAUUUAGUCAAAUCCGUUUGGCUGUAGCCAUAGAAAUUGCAUUCAAAUCUAUGGCUGUAGCCAUAGGGCGUGGCGGUGCUGAUGUGAACAACGAUCAUUAUGAUCGACAACCUGUGAUUGUGAUUGACACCCAACAGCUAGGCGGUGGUCACUGGUUUCAGUGAGGAUUGAACGGCUGACCUUCUAAAAAUGUAUGGUAAACCAACACAUUAUCAUACUGAGCUAAACCACUGUUAAACAAGUUGCAAUUUCCCUCAACUUAGGGUAACCCGCAAGCGGCUUACCCUAAGUGGAGAGAAAGCUUUAUCCUAGUACUGGUUA
This is a messenger RNA of Mycena citricolor, 3561 nucleotides long. NCBI's taxonomy places the organism in Eukaryota, Fungi, Basidiomycota, Agaricomycetes, Agaricales, Mycenaceae. The record is from the annotation of a GenBank genome assembly.